UGCCGCCGCCUUCUCUUCCUCAGGGCUCCCCCUCCGCACGCCCUCCGACGCUGAUCAGGUAUGGUCUGAAUAUGCGUUGCUUGGCAGCUCGGGUCAACUAUAAGACUUUGAUUAUCAUCUGUGCACUCUUCACUUUGGUCACAGUACUUUUGUGGAAUAAGUGUUCCAGCGACAAAGCGAUCCAGUUUCCACGGCACUUGAGUAGUGGCUUCAGAGUGGAUGGAUUAGAAAAAAGAGCAGCAGCAUCUGAGGGUAACAACUAUGGGAACCGCAUGGCCAAACAACAGUCUGAGGAGGCACUCCCUCAAGAGCAGCAGAAAGCACCCCCUGUCGUUGGGGGCCUCAAUAGCAAUGGGGGAAGCAAGGUGGUAGGGCUCAAAUAUGAAGAAAUUGACUGUCUCAUAAAUGAUGAACACACCAUUAAAGGAAGACGAGAAGGAAAUGAAGUCUUUCUUCCAUUCACUUGGGUAGAGAAAUAUUUUGAUGUUUAUGGAAAAAUGGUUCAGUAUGAUGGCUAUGAUCGAUUUGAAUUCUCUCAUAGCUAUUCCAAAGUCUAUGCACAGAGAGCCCCUUAUCACCCUGAUGGUGUGUUUAUGUCCUUUGAAGGCUACAACGUAGAAGUCCGGGACAGAGUCAAAUGCAUAAGUGGAGUUGAAGGUGUGCCAUUAUCUACACAAUGGGGACCUCAAGGCUAUUUCUACCCAAUUCAGAUUGCACAGUAUGGGUUAAGUCAUUACAGCAAGAAUUUAACUGAGAAACCCCCUCACAUAGAGGUAUAUGAAACAGCAGAAGACAGGGACAAAAACAGCAAGCCCAAUGAUUGGACUGUGCCAAAGGGCUGCUUUGUGGCUAGUGUGGCUGAUAAGUCUAGAUUCACCAAUGUUAAACAGUUUAUUGCUCCAGAAACCAGUGAAGGUGUGUCCUUGCAACUGGGAAACACUAAAGACUUUAUUAUUUCAUUUGACCUCAAGUUCUUGACAAAUGGGAGUGUGUCCGUGGUUCUAGAGACCACAGAAAAGAAUCAGCUCUUCACUGUACAUUAUGUCUCAAAUACCCAGCUAAUUGCUUUUAAAGAAAGAGACAUAUACUAUGGCAUCGGGCCCAGAACUUCAUGGAGCACGGUUACCAGGGACCUAGUCACUGACCUCAGGAAAGGAGUGGGUCUUUCCAACACAAAAGCUGUCAAGCCAACCAAAAUAAUGCCCAAGAAGGUGGUUAGGUUGAUUGCAAAAGGGAAGGGAUUCCUUGACAAUAUUACCAUCUCUACCACAGCCCACAUGGCUGCAUUCUUUGCUGCUAGUGAUUGGCUGGUAAAGAACCAGGAUGAGAAAGGUGGCUGGCCAAUUAUGGUGACCCGUAAGUUAGGGGAAGGGUUCAAGUCUUUAGAGCCAGGGUGGUACUCUGCCAUGGCCCAAGGGCAAGCCAUUUCUACAUUAGUCAGGGCCUAUCUGUUAACAAAAGACCAUAUGUUCCUCAAUUCAGCUUUAAGGGCAACAGCCCCUUACAAGUUUCUGUCAGAGCAGCAUGGAGUUAAAGCUGUGUUUAUGAAUAAACAUGACUGGUAUGAAGAAUACCCAACCACACCUAGCUCUUUUGUUUUAAAUGGCUUUAUGUAUUCUUUAAUUGGGCUGUAUGACUUAAAAGAAACUGCAGGGGAAAAACUCGGGAAAGAAGCAAGGUUCUUGUUUGAGCAUGGCAUGGAAUCCCUUAAAGCCAUGCUGCCCUUGUACGACACUGGCUCAGGAACCAUCUAUGACCUCCGUCACUUCAUGCUCGGCAUCGCUCCUAACCUGGCCCGCUGGGACUAUCAUACCACCCACAUCAAUCAGCUGCAGCUACUUAGUACCAUUGAUGAGUCCCCAAUCUUCAAAGAAUUUGUCAAGAGGUGGAAAAGCUACCUUAAAGGCAGCAGGGCAAAGCACAACUAGAGCUCACAACCAAAAUCAUAUUUCAGCCUCUGCUGUACACAGAAACUACAGGCUCUGUCUCAGCAGAGCAUAGGCACAUUUUAAAAGGUGUGUACUAGGUUUUUGUGGACUGUAUCAAAGUGAUAAGUAAUCCUUAAAACCAGUCUUCUGAAAUAAUUGCAUUCCAUGGGUUGGGUGUUUAGAAAUGUGGGUGGCAUUUAGAGCAGAAAGUGUUGAAGUCAAGGGUCUGAACAAAAGUGUUUAACUUUGCCUUGCUUGUUACCCUGUACAGUUCCACACUUGGUCCAGUCACUCUCAGUUUGGGAAAGAUAAUGGUAAGUGGCUAUCACCAGCCAACUGUCUGGCACUUACCUGAAAACUUAGUAUGGAGCUCUUUUGAAAUGUGAUUAUCUAUAUUUAUGUUGAAAGCAGAUUUUUUAAAAAUUAAUGUGCUAUAAUACAGUAAAUUCGUACUUUUAGCCUGGAUAGUGGACUCUAUUCAACUUUUUUAAAAGGUGUUUCUUUUCUAUACAUUAAUGUCUUGGGAGCAAAUGAGCAUUUGUUGCAUUUGUUGAAUGUGUUCUAUAUGGAGAAUAUUUUGAAUUAUGAUUUUCUUGAAAUGUGUAAAUUAAAAACACAACCAGUGUUCAGGCUUCACAAUUAUAUUAUGUAAGCACAACUAAAAUGAAACUUGUUGACUGCACAAGAUAUUACAAAAAUGUUAUGUUUUAUGAAACUUGAUCUACUAUCAGUAAGAGUUUGAUAAUCAGUCUAUCCCUCCUCCGCCCCCAUUGUGAUGGUUUCUUCUUGUCACUAUCUAGAAUUUUGUAUUUUAUUUCAGGCUACACUUGAGAGUUUUGCUCAUUUGGGGGGGGGGGACAUUAUUUGGGAAAUUUAUUACAAACCUAAAUUUGGGAAGGAGCUAAUAAGUUCCCCAACACUCUCUUUUAGGACUUUUUUUACCCUUUAAAGAAAAAUACUAGGUCAAAUAUUACAUACAAGAAUCUAUAGGGGAUUUUUUUUCCCUACCCAGAUGAUCACUCUUGAUUAUCAACUUUCCAAACCAUGGAUUGUAUGUGGGUUUUUUUUCUUUGAAAUUUAAUUUUAAAUUAUUCCAGCUAUUAGAUAGAAGAGAUGCUAUUGCAUUUGCUAUACAUGUGUAAUCAGAUUUUUAUUUAGGUUCUAUAUACUUCACAUAAAUAGGUUUUAGAGCCCUCGUACCAUGGGCAGUGUCUGCUAUAGGGCUUCAGGCAUUCGGUUAAAACCAAGGGGGAUUGAUUUUGCUCUGGCUUUUGUUUCAGGGUAUGACAAUACACUAAAUUAAUACUAUGACUUAUAUAGUUUGGAAAUAUGAGACCCCGCACUUUCAGAGAACUGAAUCUGACAAAAACAAUGCUGUUUGUCUGUGACCUAUAUCAAGUGCACAUUUAAGAACCAGGUGAGUUACCUGCCUACCCACUAUAUCUUAAUUGAAUUCAGCCUGCCACCCAUUACUUAGAAACCAGAAAAUACAUACAUAUAUAUGUAUAUAAUAUAUAUGUAAAUUAUAUAUAUUAGCAUCAAAGGGGGCAGGAGUGAAGAAGAUAUAGAUCUGCACUAAAGACAAUAUUAAACUGGCCGAAAGUAAGCUCAAACUUCCAAUUUAUGUGACCACAACUUUUACUUUUGCCCACAACAAAAAUAGUUGUGGGUUAUUAGGUUUUCCUCUAGCUUUUGACCUUUGUAGUUCUUAUACUUUAGAUGUCUCAGCAAGAAUAUUUGUACUCCCUAAUUUUUAUUUUCAGUGCCAAUGUUCAAAAUAAACUUUCUCCAAUCUGGGAACCUUUUUUAUUUCAUAUUUGUUGUUAUUUAGAAUGGUCCAGACUUCUGCUUUGUGUUUGCAUGCUGGUCUUCAGAUUAGGGGAAUCAAUGAAAACAGUAUGGUACUGCUUCUAUGAGAAAUAUCAGUGCCUUAAUAAUGUGGCUGUCGUUUUCCACUGAAAAAAGACCUUUUGAUCUAGAAAUGGCAUUGCUACUUCAUUGCUGUUGGUUUUAUACUGCCUUCCACAUUGCAACAGCGACUUGAUUUGUCUUGUGGUCCUAGAAUUUUCUAGAAGAAUGAAUUGAACCUGCAGUGGCAUUGUCAGUACAGACCAGUGAUUCUGAAACUUUAGGAUGCCUCAGAAUCACCUGGGAGCUUAUUGAAAUGCAGAUCCCAGAUACACAGUAAAUCUGCCUGUGAAGCAUGAUAGUCUGCAUUUUUAGCAAGCAUUCAGGUGAUGCUGAUGCAAGUGAGCUGGGGGCAUAUGUGGACGAACCUGCCAGAGAAUAUCCAUUGCAUUUUUGCCUCUAAACAUCUACAGAGUUUUGUAGGGUUUUAAAUCAUGUAAAAUGUUUACUUAUUCUGAGUUUAGAAUGGGGAGGGCUUAUUUUGUUUCUUUAAAUUUUUCUUUGUUUUAAGAUUAUAGGUAUUAGUGUUUUCCCCACUUGAGUUAGCUUUGGCAUUAAAUCUAUUGCCACUUUAUUUGUAACACCAGCCAAAAUUUUCCAGAUGAAGUUAAGUUUGACUCUUCAGGAGUUAUUGUACAUAAAGGCUUCAUCCAAGAACCAUCCAGUGUGUGUGAGCAAAUGCAAAAAUGACACACAAGCACAAUUCUCCAGAUGUGGCAGUCCUUUUCCUUUGUCAGUGCAAACCUUCACUGAAAGCUGCUAUUUUCAUCCUUCUUGUAAUUGUUUUCUUGUUUCUCUUCCACUGUUCGUGUGGGUUAUAUACCAUGUGUUAAAUAUGCAAUAAAGUGUUUACUGGAUGCCCUUCUGAAGGGUAGUCCUUUGUAAAGCUGUACAGACUUUGCAGUUUAAGCACAAUGUGCACAUGUUAGUUUUAUAUACAGCAGAACUUCAUUUUUUGCAGAUGGAAAGUUAUUUUGUUUCUAUACAAAGUGAAUGGGUUGUUUGUGCUUAAUGUAAAGCCGCUUUAUAAAACUGUAAAAAUAAAGUUUUUAUCUUAAAAGGAA
This is a messenger RNA of Galeopterus variegatus (Sunda flying lemur), 4900 nucleotides long. RefSeq names its product glucuronic acid epimerase (gene GLCE). Lineage: Eukaryota; Metazoa; Chordata; Mammalia; Dermoptera; Cynocephalidae. Bases 72 to 1928 code for a protein of 618 amino acids. Gene Ontology annotation, molecular function: heparosan-N-sulfate-glucuronate 5-epimerase activity. Gene Ontology annotation, biological process: heparan sulfate proteoglycan biosynthetic process. The record is from RefSeq and is a predicted model, not a curated record. The transcript is spliced from 4 exons. Gene Ontology annotation, cellular component: Golgi apparatus.